AUGGCUGAUGAAGACUGGAAGAGGAAGUCAUCAGGUACUGCUGCAGGAUUGGAUGGAAGAGCCAAGUUAGCCAAAGCAACUGUGUCCAAACAGUUGUCCUUUAAGUCACAACUUCUCCUCGAGCCAAACGCAAGGCGUACUCUCUUGAAGCUGGAUCAUUUCACCAACAAUGAAAUCCGCAAGAUUUUUUUCUACAGCAAUCCUGCUGUCUGUGAUUAUUAUAACAGAUCAGGCGUUUGCGGUGGCUUCUGCAUGGACCUCCAUGUUUGCGCAAAGGAUCUCUUACGCCUUUGUACGAGCGGAGUUGACUGUAAGUUUGGUCACUUGAUAAGAGAUUCAGGCGAACACAACUCGUGCUUGUUGAAGACGUUUCGAGUGGACACGUUGGAUGAACACAACUUGCGAAGACUAGUGAUCAUCAAGAGCGAUUAUUUGUACACUUCAGAGGGCGCCACCACACCAUCUUCACAGUCGUCUUCCACUGGAGGUCAGCUGGUUGACAACAACAAAAGCCUUGAACUCCCGACAUCAGUCAGCGUCAAAGAUACCGUUCCUAUGAAGUACGAGUACAUUUGCGAAACAUACACCUGGACAAAUGGGUGA
This is a messenger RNA of Pomacea canaliculata, 603 nucleotides long. RefSeq lists its product as uncharacterized. The transcript is spliced from 4 exons. NCBI's taxonomy places the organism in Eukaryota, Metazoa, Mollusca, Gastropoda, Architaenioglossa, Ampullariidae. Bases 1 to 603 code for a protein of 200 amino acids. The record is from RefSeq and is a predicted model, not a curated record.